UCAGGAUAUUGCCUUCCUUAGUACUCUACCGCCCUAUUACUGACAUGGAAAGUAUGGCGUUUACCGAUGACGAGGAAUUCGCUUUUUCGAAUUCUGAUUACGAGGUUGAAAUGGAGGAGCCAGUUCUUCUACUCCCAAGAGAGGAUCAUGAAGAGGAUCAUUUUAUGUAUUGAGCAGUAAUUAGGGAUCAUAGAACAUAUUAUAGAUCAUGAAUUAAGAACUAAUUCUUGAUCAUGAGGGGACUAAUGAUCGAUAAACAAUAUCCAACCAGAGUGCUAAUGACAUUUAACAAUCAGUUUGCGUAAGAUCGUAUUUUCAGCUUCCUGAUUUAUUUAAUGAUCGUUAUUUGAAACUGGAAUCCACAACAAGUACAAUUUGGUUGUCAACAUUGUGAUACAAAAUUAUAUUAUUUAUAUUAAAUUAGUUUAGCGACAGAUUUUUUUUUAAAGGUCUCUCAAGGCGUGUCUUCUGAAAUAAGUUGUUUUCUGUAAUUUAAAGAAAAUGUAAACAAAAUUUCACGUUUCAAGCUAAUUUCUAAAGGGAUAAAAUUCAUAUAUUUCUUUUGCAGAUAGAUAGAUACAGUAUAUUCAAUAUUUAUAUUUCAGAUAGAUAACUUUAUAAACCAAUGGAACAGUUCAGUCCGCAGCCCCCCUAGAAUUUGUAGCUGGAGCUUAAUCAGUGCUUUUGUCGGUGGAACCGGUUUAAGAGUACAGUGUGCUGCAGUACAAUACAAUACAAACCAUCAUGAAGAAAUCUUUAGAAAAAUUCAAGGUUCGAAUAGACCAAAAUUUGAAUCGAAGUGAAAAAUCAAUUGCUCUCCCACCUGAUUUGCUUAAAAUAG
This is a messenger RNA of Eurytemora carolleeae, 841 nucleotides long. Its product is annotated as rho GTPase-activating protein 17. Gene Ontology annotation, cellular component: intracellular anatomical structure; cytoplasm. Gene Ontology annotation, biological process: regulation of actin cytoskeleton organization; regulation of Rac protein signal transduction; positive regulation of GTPase activity. NCBI's taxonomy places the organism in Eukaryota, Metazoa, Arthropoda, Copepoda, Calanoida, Temoridae. Gene Ontology annotation, molecular function: protein binding; GTPase activator activity. The record is from RefSeq and is a predicted model, not a curated record.